Molecule: messenger RNA, 832 nt
Organism: Dama dama (fallow deer)
Lineage: Eukaryota; Metazoa; Chordata; Mammalia; Artiodactyla; Cervidae
Product: protein cornichon homolog 1-like
Exons: 1
Coding region: 46-558 (170 amino acids)
Biological process (GO): vesicle-mediated transport
Source: RefSeq, a predicted model, not a curated record
GGAAAACAGUAUUUUAAAGGUAUUAGUUCCGCGUGGGCUGUGGCCAUGGGAAGUGAAUGGUUUUACACUGAGGGCCCUGCGCGGCCUUUCUCUGCUGGCACCGGCGCUGCUCCCUUCUCCCCGGCCAUGGCGUUCACGUUCGCGGCCUUCUGCUAUAUGCUGGCGCUGCUGCUCACCGCCGCGCUCAUCUUCGCCAUUUGGCACAUUAUAGCAUUUGAUGAGCUGAAGACUGAUUACAAGAAUCCUAUAGACCGGUGUAACACCCUGAAUCCUCUUGUCCUUCCAGAGUAUUUCAUCCAUGCUUUCUUCUGUGUCAUGAUUCUUUGUGCAGCAGAGUGGCUUACACUGGGUCUCAAUAUGCCCCUCUUGGCAUGUCAUAUUUGGAGGUGUAUGAGUAGACCAGUGAUGAGUGAACCAGGACUCUAUGAUCCUACAACCAUCAUGAGUGCAGAUAUUCUAGCAUAUUGUCAGAAAGAAGGAUGGUGCAAAUUAGCUUUUUAUCUUCUAGCAUUUUUUUACUACCUAUAUGGCAUGAUCUAUGUUUUGGUGAGCUCUUAGAACAAUGCUUAGAAGAAUUGGUCCAGUUAAGUGCAUGCAAAAAGCCACCAAUGAAGGGAUUCUAUCCAGUAAGAUCCUGUUCCCAAGAGUAGCCUAUGGAAUCUGAUCAGUUACUUUAAAAAUGACUCCUUAUUUUUUAAAUGUUUCCACAUUUUUUGCUUGUGGAAAGACAGUUUUCAUAUGUUAUAGUCAGAUAAAGAAUUUAAAUGGAAUUAUGUAUAAAUUAAUAUAAAAUGAUACCUCUGGUGUUGACAGAUUUGAACUUGCACUCCUU